Messenger RNA from Fusarium pseudograminearum CS3096, 2859 nucleotides. RefSeq lists its product as uncharacterized. Gene Ontology annotation, molecular function: N-acetylglucosamine-6-phosphate deacetylase activity. Lineage: Eukaryota; Fungi; Ascomycota; Sordariomycetes; Hypocreales; Nectriaceae. The transcript has 2 exons. Gene Ontology annotation, biological process: N-acetylglucosamine catabolic process. The record is from RefSeq and is a predicted model, not a curated record. Bases 1 to 2859 code for a protein of 952 amino acids.
AUGGAUGAAAAGGCUCAGCUCCCGCCUUAUAGCUCCAUCUCGCUGCCAGCGCCUGUUGGCCAACAGCAGCAUCGGAGCAGGCGAGCGUUACGUCGUUCACGCGGCAUCAGACUCUUUGCUUUGGCAUGUCUUGGAUUCAUUGCCUUUGCCCAAUGGCGGCAAAUUUCACCACGAAAGGAAACCACUUUAUCUAUUCAGAAAUUGAACGAGAACCUGCAGACAUGCAAGAAGUUGCGUGUCAAGCCUGAGGACCCAGUUGGUCUUGGACGCGAUAAGAAUGCCCGUUAUAUCGAUGGCGGAAAGCCGACUCUGAUCAAGAACGCUACCAUCUGGAUCGGAGAGCCUGUCGAGGGAACCGAUCAAGAGGACGCGCGUUCUGGAAAAGGCUGGGAGUGGGUGCAGGGCGAUGUUUUUCUCGAGAAGGGUCUCAUUCAACGUGUUGAAAAAGAUAUCAAGAGUGCUUCCCUGCCUGACAACACUAUUAUCUACGAGGCUCAUGGCCGUCGAUUAACGACUGGCAUUGUCGAUACGCACAGUCAUGCUGGCGUGUACCCACUGCCUUCUCUCCAAGGUAACUCUGAUGGCAAUGAGAUGUCAGACAACAUCACGCCCUGGGCCCGGGCUAUCGACUCGCUUCUUCCCUUGGAUCCCCAAAUCGAGGUCAUCAAAUCAGGCGGUGUCACGACUUCACUCAUUCUACCAGGCUCCGGCAACAACAUUGGCGGAGAAGCCUAUCUCAUCAAACAUGCCGUUGGCAAACCCGAUGGCCGCAAAGAAAUCAGCGCUCAGGACUUGCUGGCCGACCCUGAUCGCAACUGGCGGUAUAUGAAAAUGGCGUGCGGUGAGAACGCCAAAAAUGUUCAUGGCCGUGUUGGAAACAGACCUUUCAGUCGUAUGGGUGAAAGCUACGAAUUCCGUCAUGCUUUUGAGCAGGCCAGAGACCUGAUUCAGAAGCAGGAUGAUUGGUGUGCCAAGGCCGAGUCCCAUGGUGUUGAGUCCCUCGAUGAGUAUCUACCUGGCGAGAUUGCUUGGGAAUCUCUGUCCGCUGCUCUUCGUGGCCAGGUUCAUAUCAACACGCAUUGCUAUACUAUUCCUGACCUCGAGGCCAUGGUCGACCACACCAAUGAGUUCAAGUUCGCUGUUCGAGCUUUCCACCAUGCUCAUCAGACAUACCUAGUCCCAGAGAUUUUGAAGCGAACAUGGGGAGGGCGCGCUCCCGCAUCAGCUCUCUUCGCUGAUAACAUGUUUUACAAGACUGAAGCAUACAUCGGUUCCGAGUACGCUGGCAAGAUCCUCAAUGAAAAUAACCUCACAGUCGUAUACGUCAGUGACAACCCUGUCAUCAAUGCGCAGCACGUCCUCUUUGAAGCAGCCAAGGCACACCACUAUGGUCUUCCAUACCACGUCGCCAUGGCCAGUGUCACAUCUGCGCCCGCUGAGUUGCUUGGUAUGGGUAAGCGACUAGGAAAGGUCAAGCCUGGCUUCGACGCCGAUGUUGUUGUCUGGGACAGUGACCCUCUUAGUGUUGGCGCCACUCCUGUUCAAGUCUGGAUCGACGGAACACCUCAAUUCGAAAGCCCUGUCGAGCUGUCUAAGCAAGAGGAAGCUCCUGUGGCCAUUGAGAAGCCUGCUGGAAUUGUCGAGGAACCAAGCAAGCUCGAUAACGUGCUUUUCACCGGUGUCACCAAGGUACUUCUUGAAGAGGGCAAGACAUACGAUUCUCAGGGUCAGCCUGUCAAUGUGGUUGUCACCAAGGGUAAACUCUCUUGUGUUGGCAAAUGUAGCUACGAAUUUGAUACUGCAACUGCAACCGGCGCAAAGACCAUUGCACUCAAGAACGGUUACUUGACGCGAGCCUUUACGGCUGUGGGCGGUACCUUGGGUCUCAGCGAGAUCGAAGCCGAGGAUGUGACCAACAAUGGACCUAACCCGCUGGUCUUUUCCAGGGCUAUUGAUGGACUUGCGCUCGAUUCCAAGAAGUUGAACGUCGCAGCUCGCUACGGUGUCACCAGGGCUAUCUCAGCACCCAUCUUUGUGGGCGCCGCAACUCACUUCGGCACCAGCGUUGGCUUUUCGACUUCAGCAUUGACCACGAUUGAAGAAGGGGCUGUUUUUGCUCCCGAUCUGGCAGUUCACUACACUUUGGAUGUCAACGUCAGAGGCACAACUAGUUACUCUGCUGCUUUUGGUGGACUGAGAAACAAGCUACUCGCGGCUGUGACAUCCAACCAGCAGCCUGUUGUCAAUCCAUUCUCUGAAGAAGCCUACCUCAAGAAGGUGGUAAAUGGUGAGCGAGUCCUGGCCCUUACGAUCAACAGCGCAGAUGGAAUCGCGACAGCUCUUCGAAUCAAGUCUGAGAUUGAAAGUCUGUUCGAGACUUCCAGUGCGACGGGAGAAGCUCAGCGCCUGAAGGUGGCCAUCAUUGGUGGUGCUGAGUCUCAUAUGGUGGCUAAGGAGCUUGGAGAGGCCGGCGUUGGUGUUAUCCUGGCGCCACUGCAGUCGAUCGGUGAUAGCUGGGACUCACGUCGUGUACUUACUGGUGCACCGCUGACUAACGGUACGGUCGUUGAUGCACUGCUUGAUGCUGGUGUGACUGUGGCAAUUGGACUCCAUGAGGACUGGGAGUUGCGUGAUCUUGGCUUCGCUGCUGGAACUGCUUACAAGAACGGAGGCGGACGGCUGAAAGAGAAGGAGGCAGUUGAUCUUGUCAGCACAAACAUUUACAAGAUCCUUGGAGCAGACGAGAAGGUGACAAAGGACCCUGGACAUUUUAUGGUAACAGAGGGAAGUCCUCUUGAGAUUGGAUCGCGGCUUAAGGCUGUUGGUCAUGGAAGGGACCAGGUUUCUGUGUUUAUCUAG